Symbiodinium sp. CCMP2592 is the source of this 975-nucleotide messenger RNA. The record is from the annotation of a GenBank genome assembly. NCBI's taxonomy places the organism in Eukaryota, Dinophyceae, Suessiales, Symbiodiniaceae.
AUGUCUUUUGCCCCGCCUGUUCGCCGAGCGCCGGUGCCCGGUGGGCCGCGAUCCUCUCAAGGGUCCCGUGCCAGCGUCACCGCACUGUCGGAGAAGGAUGCCAGUCCACGCAGCGCCGCGAGCCCCAGGGCCCGAGAGAGCCCCAGUGAGCUGAGGGAAGAUCGGCCUAUGACGGUGCACGAGGCCAGCCGAGCGAAAAAGGCAAUCGACCGAAACCGGAAAGCCAUCGAAAACCGCAUCCGAUACUUCCAAAAGGAAGAGGAGAAGAUUUGGAGGGACUUGGAGGAAGUGAGACGGCAGGCGGCGGCCAUCGAGGAGGGGCGAUCACGGACCAUCGAAAAGAAGUUGGCAGAUCGAGCAAUUCAGCAGGAGAGAGACCUCUUGCUUCAGCAGAACAGAGUCAGAGCUGCUCAAAACAGGGUGACCGUCUCCGACUACCGGAAGCAGCAGCAGUUCGAAACCAUGCGUGAGAAGCAGAUCUCUGCACAGGCUCAGCGCGAUUCCUCCCAGGCCAUCCUGAAGCAGAAGAGGAUUCUGGAGAUGGAGAUUCGGCGCAUGAACUCCGAGAAAGCCGCCCUGAUACAGAUCUCGCAGAAGGAGGCGCGCACGCGGGCCAGCCAGGAGCGCGCGGCGCGCAUCGAACGUAUGCGAGAGUUCCAGGAGCUUGAGCGCCAACAAGCGGAACAAGAGGUGAUGGAGGCAGAGUCCACGCUCCCGGAGCUCGAGGAGCAGGAGCUCAUCUGCCUGCAGCGCCUGCAGAACUCGCGCAUCGUCACCCAGUCGGUCCUUGAGGAGCUGGAGACCCGUCUCGGAUCGCAAAGUUCGGUGACGACCCUGCUCCGUUCAAAGCAGGGCCUGGACUCAGUCGGUGGCCUUUCGACUGGCGUCCCCGCAGAGCCGGAGGGUGCCGCGGUCGACACGAAGCCGGUCGAGUCGCAACAAGAUGCCUCGCCAGGCGAAGAGAACGUGCAGUAA